CUUUUUCUACAGGAAGACUGGUCUUCAUCUCAUAGCUUAAGAUUAUACACAGAUGCUGCUCAGAGCAGUGGCUUCGGUAUACUUUUCGGUGAUCAAUGGGCAUAUGGCACAUGGCCGGAGAAAUGGAAGAGAUAUAACAUUUGCUUUCUCGAAUUCUUUCCUAUUGUAAUUGGGCUUAGUAUGUGGUGUCAGGAAUUACGAAACAAACGGGUUCUUUUCAUGACCGAUAGCGAAAGCUUAGUGCAUGUCAUCAACAAACAAACGACCAAAGAUGCAAUGUUGUUGGGUCUUUUGCGCAAAUUAGUACUGGUGUGUUUGCAAAACAACAUUUUAUUCAAAGCGCGUCAUAUUCCCGGAGUUAAGAAUGCAAUGGCUGACAGCUUGUCUCGUUUGCAGGUGGGCAAAUUCAAAACCAUAUCGAGGGGUACAGGUAUGCAAACAUCUCCAACACAGAUUCCGGCGCAUCUGCUUCCAGAGAAUUGGGAAGUAGGUUAAAGCAAUUGUUAGAAGCAAGUUUAAGUUCGUCUUCGGUGCGUACAUACCAGCGCCCAUGGCAGCUCUUAUACCAUUUUCAGCAAGAUAGGUUGGGAUAUCAAGGCCCAGUUUUUCCUCUCUCGAUAAACACUUUAGCACUCUUCAUUGCCUUUCUAGCGGAACAGAAAUAUGCAGCCUCUACUGUCUUGACUUACAUCUCGGCCGUGAGCUAUCCGCAUCGCUUAGCCUCCCUAACAGAUCCAACAAAGGCAGACAUGAUACAAAUAGCGCUUAGGGGUUACAGUAAGCUCAACCCAUCAUUCGAUGUGCGUUUACCAAUUUCACUGCCAAUACUGGAGAACAUUAUAGCGGCCAGUGAUCACACACAGUCUGCAUUAUAUUACAGAAAGAUGACUCAAGCAAUGUAUGCCUUUGCCUUUUUCGCAGCAUUGAGGGUUGGGGAAUUGACAUACCGUACUCAUCAGUCCCAGCGCAAUUUAAUCCUUUUGAAUCAAAUUACAUUCAUGGAAACUAGGGAAGGAUCAAUUAGUGCUAUUAAGUUAACCCUGAGAAAUUACAAGCACAGCGAUACUUCAAAGCCCGUAGAUAUUUUUCUUUACAGAGAACACCCUGUCUGUCCUGUUUCAUUGCUGCUAGCAUAUUUGAAUCUUCGGGGCAAUUUCCCUGGCCCUCUUUUUUGCUGGCCUGACGCUUCCCCUAUUUCUCGUUCGUUUUUCACAUCUGCACUAACUGCAGCUCUUAAUUUUUGCAAUCUUGAUGUCUCCAAAUAUAAGUCUCAUAGUUUCAGAAUCGGAGCAGCCUCAUGGGCAGCAGCAAAGGGCUUCUCGGAUGCCCAGAUUAGAAGUUUUGGCCGGUGGAAUUCUAACGCUUUCUUACGAUAUAUCAGAAUAUCUUCGCUGCCCACAUGA
Molecule: messenger RNA, 1403 nt
Organism: Porites evermanni
Lineage: Eukaryota; Metazoa; Cnidaria; Anthozoa; Scleractinia; Poritidae
Source: the annotation of a GenBank genome assembly